This is a messenger RNA of Penicillium waksmanii, 675 nucleotides long. RefSeq lists its product as uncharacterized. The record is from RefSeq and is a predicted model, not a curated record. The transcript has a single exon. Lineage: Eukaryota; Fungi; Ascomycota; Eurotiomycetes; Eurotiales; Aspergillaceae. Bases 1 to 675 code for a protein of 224 amino acids.
AUGCCAGCAGUUCGUUUACAACCAAGCGGAAGUCAUACCGGGGCCGCUCAUGUAAACAUUGAUCUGCAUGGCCUGGAGCUUGCCGUUGUAGAACUGGAGAACCUCGAGAGUAUCACCGGUGGCGUUCAUGGGAGAAAGAACAGGCAGAGUUGCCUUAGCCUUCAUCUCGGCGACCCACACAUCCUGAGCAGCCUGCGCCUCGGACAUCCUGUCAGGGAUGAAGGCAGAAACGUUGCCGUUGUAGGGGUAGACCUUGCCGGGGAUCAUGCCGCUGGUGACAAUGAAUCCCAGUUCCUCGUCAAUAACCAAGUUCACACGAGCAUUGUCGUCAGUAGGGUGGCUGGUAGGCCAGCUGCAGCCGAGAGUCUCGGUGGUGCCGUUUCCGUACACUCCAGUGUCGACAACCUUCCAGCCGAGCUCAGUAAACUGGCAGUUGUCAUCGACAAUAACUUCCGUCUUGCUAGAAGUAGCAAACAGAGCUUUGCUCACAGCCUUGAGGGUCUUACGGCUAUCCUUGGUGCGACUAGCCGGGGGCAUCAUAAGAGAGUUGUAGUUGGACGGAAGCUGAGUAGAGUUGAAGGAGAAGCCGUGAUCACCACGGUUACGGUUGAGGAACAACUCGAGUUCGGUGAUCUUCUGGUUGACAACCGCAAUACGACCACGAAGAAUGGAUAA